This is a messenger RNA of Capsella rubella, 1415 nucleotides long. RefSeq names its product probable LRR receptor-like serine/threonine-protein kinase IRK. Bases 9 to 1385 code for a protein of 458 amino acids. Lineage: Eukaryota; Viridiplantae; Streptophyta; Magnoliopsida; Brassicales; Brassicaceae. The record is from RefSeq and is a predicted model, not a curated record. The transcript has a single exon. Gene Ontology annotation, molecular function: protein binding.
ACAACAACAUGAACUCUUGUUCCUUCACUCUCUUCACCUUUGCUACGAUUAUCUUUCUCCAAUGUUUAAGUUCCUUCGAAGCUGCAAGGUGUCAUCCUGAUGACGAGGCGGGUCUUUUAGCUUUCAAAGCUGGUAUAACCCAAGAUCCUUCCGGCCUUCUCAGCUCCUGGAAGAAAAAUACUUCUUGCUGUGCCUGGAAUGGUAUCACAUGCGGCCCGAGUGAGCGGGUAGUAACACUCGAUAUCGCUGGAGAGGCCGUUUAUAACAAAAACUACCUCCCCAGCACUAUCUCGCCGUUGCUUGCCAAAGUGAAGUACCUUGACUCGAUUUACAUCUUUCAACGAAAGUUCACCGGUUCGUUUCCUCAACUCCUUUUCAAAUUACCACAUCUACGUGUGGUUUAUUUGAUUAAUACCGGUCUCUCCGGUCCUCUUCCGGCCAACAUCGGUGCGUUAAGCCAGUUGGUAGCGUUGAAUCUUGAGGGAAACCACUUCACCGGUCCGAUCCCUAGCUCGAUGUCUAAUAUGACUCGGUUAACUGGGCUAAAACUUGGUGGCAACCGCCUCUCUGGAACCAUUCCAAAUAUUUUCAAGUCCAUGAGGAGCCUCGAGACUCUUGACCUCUCCCGCAAUAGAUUGUCCGGGAAACUUCCAAUGUCCGUUGCAAACCUUGCAUCGACUCUCAAAGAGCUCAUACUAAGCCAGAACAAUCUAACAGGGACGAUCCCAAACGAUUUCUCGAAGUUGAAGGCUCUCAACACUAUGGAUCUCUCACAAAAUCGAUUAUCUGGCGUCGUCCCAAUGAGUUUGGCCAAGCUGACGGAACUAACCACUCUCCAUCUCUCCCACAAUCUUCUAACUGAUCCAUUCCCUGCCUUAAAUAACACUAUUGGUGGCAUUGCAUCUCUGGAUCUAUCAUACAACAAAUUUCAUCUAAAAACAAUUCCGGAAUGGGUGACCUCCUCGACGUUCAAGAGCGUGUUGAAGCUAGCAAAAUGCGGGAUCAAGAUAAGCUUUGACGACUUGAAGCCGGUGCAACUCAACGGAUAUGGAUACAUUGACCUAUCGGAAAACGAGAUCUCAGGAAACCCCGCAUCGUUCUUGAAUCAAAAGGAUGACCUUUUGCUAGAGUUCCGUGCGUCGGGGAAUAAACUCCGAUUCGACAUGGGGAAGCUGGAUUUUAACAAGGCCCUAAAAGUCCUGGAUCUUUCAAGGAACUUGAUAUUUGGCGAGGUGCCUAAGGCAGUGGUAGGACUAAAGAAAUUGAACCUUAGUCAAAACCAUCUAUGCGGAAAGCUUCCUACUACAAAGUUUCCCGCAAGCGCUUUUGCAGGCAACGAUUGUCUUUGCGGUUCUCCACUUCCUCCUUGUAAAGCUAUAAAUUAAUUAUAAUUCUGUAUUUUGAUUUACCAUGAC